GAUUCAAAAUUCAAGAUGUUAGUGUUGUUCGAAAACCCGUUCACUGAUGAAUUUAUUCACUUGUGUUAGCCAUAAUUAUCAAUAUAUUCUGCACUAUUUUUAUGGCGUAGCUACAACUUGAAACAGGUACUUGGAAUACACUAAUUCUGACAGAAAAUGGCGGAUAGGCAGUCAUAAACGUAGAGCAAGUUGAUUAAAACGUGUAUACUGUAUAAACUGUGAUACAAAUGUAGCCCCUUCUUUAAUUAACGAAAUGAAGGGACUACCGCGUUUUAUUUUCGCUACGUAAUGGGCUGUGCGAACGGGAAGUUAGAGCCCGAGGCCCCUCCAAAUAACCACUUGGUUGAAACCUUGUACGGAGGAGGGCAUAAACAUGGGGCUCGGACCGGGCAGCACGGUGUGGCGUACACAAACGCCCGAAACCAACAGGUACAUACGAAGAAAGGGGUUCAACCUCCGCCAGAUGGAGGCCAGCCCAAGACUAACAAAAAGGUUAAGAAAUAUAGAGACAAAUUUGAUCCUCGAGUAACUGCCAAGUAUGACAUUAAGGCAUUGAUUGGCCGAGGAAGUUUCAGUAGAGUGGUUCGGGUGGAAAACAGACUCACCAGGCAGCCAUACGCCAUUAAAAUGAUAGACAGAGUGCAGGGAAAAGAAGUUUUUGAAUCCGAGUUGAAAGUUUUAAGGAGAGUCAAGCAUCAGUACAUUAUUCAACUAGUUGAAGUGUUCGAAACAAAAGAUAAAGUGUAUAUGGUAAUGGAGCUAGCUACAGGUGGAGAGCUUUUCGAUAGGAUUAUUGCGAAGGGAAGUUUCACGGAACGGGAUGCAACAAGAGUGUUGCAAAUGGUGUUGGAAGGGGUUGAUUAUUUACAUGGUUUAGGGAUUGCACAUCGAGAUCUUAAACCAGAAAACUUAUUGUAUUAUCAUCCGGGUCAUGAUUCCAAAAUUAUGAUAACUGAUUUCGGGCUUAGCGCAACCAUAAAAGGAGAAAAUAUGAUGCGGACUACAUGUGGCACUCCCGAGUAUAUUGCGCCUGAGAUAUUGGCACGUAAGCCAUAUACAGUUCAAGUAGAUAUGUGGGCAGUGGGAGUAAUAACGUAUAUUCUCCUUAGUGGAACUAUGCCAUUUGACGAUGAAAACCGGACAAGGCUUUACAGGUUGAUUCUGAAAGCCAAGUACAGUUACGCUGGAGAGCACUGGAAAGAUGUUUCGGAUCUUGCUAAGAAUUUCAUUGACCGCUGUCUAGUCAUAGCCCCUACUGAACGCAUCACUGCUGCGGAAUCUGUUAAACAUCCGUGGAUCGUCACAAUGGCUGCCAGUUCAAGUAACAAGAACUUACACCGCACUAUUAGUCAUAACCUGCUACAGCGGCAGUCUACGCGGUCUCGGGCAAACAGUACAAAAAGUGCCAAAUCAACGCGAUCAACGAAAUCCAACAAAUCAAAUAAAUCAGGACGUUCACUGCACUCAGAGCACCGUCGGGUCCAGCAGGAAGAAAUCGAGGCCCUGCAUCGCGACCCAGAGGUGCAAGCCGAUCUAGCCUCACUUAGUUAAGCUCGGGAGUUUCUUAAGUUAUAAGGUACAAUUACAAAAGAAGAAAAUGAAAGGAGAGUACAUAAAGUUCGUGAAAAUAGUCGUGGAAAGAAGCUUUUAGUUUAUUAAUGUUGUGAAACAUUGCAGUUUUCGUACACAGUUAAAUUCUGAAUACAUUUGUUGGUAUAGCAGAAGUUGUGAAUGAAUCAAGAGAAAUUUGUUAUGAUUUAUUUCACGAGGUUGAUCAGAGCAUUGUCUUCAUUUUCUUCAUAUUGUUUGGUGAGGCUGAUAAGACGGACUGACAAAAGAACAAAAAAAGAUCUGGGGGUCAAGAUGAUGCCCCAUUGCCAAAAAAAUGUGAUAUUAUUGCGAAUGGAACCACUGGAACAUGUGUGUGUGAUUGGUUUGUUAAAAAAUAUACUCUUAAGAUGUAGGAUAUUAAUCCUUUCUACCCCUAGAUAUCUGUUAUGGACUCUUCUAUCUCUAUAAAUGGAAGCGAUGAUUAUGUGCUUUUAGGGAAGGAAGGGUUAAUGGAUUUAAAAGGAGCGAAACACAUUAAAUUUGUGAGAAGAAUAUGGAAACAGACAAAAUCUUGUGUUGGAAAUCUACUUCAGCAGGGAAUUUGUACAUAGUCUUAUUGAUAGACCUCUAGAUACUGUAUACUUUUGUAUCGCAUUAUAAAUAGGGAA
Mercenaria mercenaria is the source of this 2219-nucleotide messenger RNA. Its product is annotated as serine/threonine-protein kinase H1 homolog. Gene Ontology annotation, biological process: protein phosphorylation. NCBI's taxonomy places the organism in Eukaryota, Metazoa, Mollusca, Bivalvia, Venerida, Veneridae. The record is from RefSeq and is a predicted model, not a curated record. Gene Ontology annotation, molecular function: ATP binding; protein kinase activity. The transcript has 3 exons. The coding region runs from base 289 to 1551 and encodes 420 amino acids.